UGUCAGCCAGAGAAGGAGACGCCUACCCCCUGGGUGCUCUGCCUGUUGGCACACUGAUCUGCAACCUGGAGAGCCAUCCUGGGAAGGGAGCGCAGUACAUCCGGGCAGCUGGGACUUGUGGGGUGCUGCUGAGGAAAGUGAAUGGGACCGCCAUCGUGCAGCUGCCUUCCAAGAGGCACAUGCAGGUGCUGGAGACCUGCGUGGCCACAGUGGGCCGUGUGUCCAAUGUCGACCACAACAAGCGAGUGAUUGGGAAGGCGGGACGGAACCGCUGGCUGGGCAAGCGCCCGCACACAGGCUUAUGGCAUCGCAAGAGUGGCUGGGCUGGGCGCAAGAUCAAACCUCUCCCGCCCAUGAAGAGUUACGUCAACCUGCCACGGGUUGUGGCAUAG
Molecule: messenger RNA, 392 nt
Organism: Nestor notabilis (Kea)
Lineage: Eukaryota; Metazoa; Chordata; Aves; Psittaciformes; Psittacidae
Gene: MRPL2
Product: mitochondrial ribosomal protein L2
Exons: 3
Biological process (GO): cytoplasmic translation
Cellular component (GO): ribosome
Molecular function (GO): RNA binding; structural constituent of ribosome
Source: RefSeq, a predicted model, not a curated record